CCCCAUCACCACCUUCACCCACGUUGUCGACCACCAAAUCGCCAACAUACCCCUUUUUUUUUAUUUAAACCUUAAUCGUCAUGCGUCCUCCCUGUGGUCACCUCCUCUCACCUUGCCAACCAUCGCGGCUGGCUCGCACAAACCCGACGACCACUGUGAGUUGACCCUAGCCUCCAUGGUCUCAUCCUCCUCGCACCGUGCUCACCCCACAUCUAUCCAUUUCUCCUUCACCAAACCACCCACUGAUGUUUGG
Sphenostylis stenocarpa is the source of this 253-nucleotide messenger RNA. NCBI's taxonomy places the organism in Eukaryota, Viridiplantae, Streptophyta, Magnoliopsida, Fabales, Fabaceae. The record is from the annotation of a GenBank genome assembly.